CUUAUUAUAAACUCAUCUCUCUCUCUCUCUCUAAAACAUAGUAAGAAAAAUUCUACAUAAUAUAAUGGAGGAGAUUGAUUUUCGUUCAAAGCCAUCUUCUGGUCUAAAGCUAUUUGGAUUCAACGUCGACGGAGAAGAAGAUUUCUCCGAUCAGUCGGUGAGAACUGACCAAUCAGAGACUAGUGAGUUUCCGGCGGGAUCUUCCGGAGGAAGUGGUGGUGUAAGAAGCCGAGGAGGAGGAGGAGGAGAACGUAAGUAUGAGUGUCAAUACUGUUGUAGAGAGUUUGGUAACUCUCAAGCUUUGGGCGGUCACCAAAACGCUCACAAGAAAGAGCGUCAGCAACUCAAACGCGCUCAGCUUCAAGCUACACGAAACGCAGCCGCUAAUUAUUCUAACGCUGCUCCUUUCCUAAGGAAUCCUAUAGUCUCCGCCUUUGCUCCUCAGCCUCACCACCUAUCUUCCGCCGUGUCUCCGCCGGGGGGAGGAGGAGGUUCUUGGAUGUAUCUUCCACCACGUGUAUCGCCGUCUCACCUUCACGUGCCACAUGGAUGCGUGAUUCAAGAUGGUGCGGGUGCGGGUGCGGUUGGGUUCUCGUAUGAUUCAGGAUUUAGGUUUAAUGGGUCUCAGAUGAGACACGUUCAGACCCAUGGGCCGAGACCAUCGGUUAAUGGGUUUUCACGAGAAGUGGGACCCACUUUUGAUGAUGGAUUAGGGUUGGAUUUGCAUCUGAGUCUUGCACCAGCUGGUCAUUAACGUUUAAUCAUAUGCCCCCUGCAAGUAUAGCAGGAGGUUACCUCGUGUAUAAUUUUAAUUUUCUACAUUUUAAUUGAUUUUAUUUAUUUUUAGUGAUUUUAAAUUCGAGUAGUUGUUUGUCUAGCAAAAAAGUAUGUAGCCUUCAAUCAUGUUUCACAUUCGAGAAAGUACUCCUCAGAAUGCUCUAACCAAUUUGAUGAACAAAGUUCAAGAAGAUAAAACUUAUUGUGUCCCUAGUUGAGAU
Eruca vesicaria subsp. sativa (arugula) is the source of this 998-nucleotide messenger RNA. The record is from the annotation of a GenBank genome assembly. Lineage: Eukaryota; Viridiplantae; Streptophyta; Magnoliopsida; Brassicales; Brassicaceae.